Molecule: messenger RNA, 471 nt
Organism: Symbiodinium natans
Lineage: Eukaryota; Dinophyceae; Suessiales; Symbiodiniaceae
Source: the annotation of a GenBank genome assembly
AUGGCCCUGCACGGCUCAGCACCCCUCCGUCAGACUUCGCUAGGCGAGUUUCUUCGGAGCUUCCGUGGGCGCGCGGUCGAGCGUGGCAUCAAAGGGCCAUGUGAGAUCAUCAACGUCCUCGCCCGUGCAGCCUGGGACCUGCCUCUCCCCUUGCCGUGGCGUGAGGAGACCAGCAGCAAUGGAUCGAUCUACUUCUGGAAUGAAGUCGCGGGGACCGCAAUGUGGCAGCACCCGCUGAUGGAGGUCUUCUUGUCGGCGUUGGAGUCCAUGGUGGAGCUGGUUCGGGAAUCUACUUCCAUCACCGACGUCGUCGUGGCGCUGGCAGCCCAUUUGAAGCUCGGCCUUUGCGUUCUGAACUGUGAGAUUGGACAAGAGCGCUUGCAGAAGCCGAGUUCUGCAUGGGAGCAGCCUCGCCUAGACAGCCCACUCCCCCUGCUGUUGAGGUGUAUUCCGGCAAGGAUCCCCAUAUAG